Messenger RNA from Candidula unifasciata, 2730 nucleotides. Lineage: Eukaryota; Metazoa; Mollusca; Gastropoda; Stylommatophora; Geomitridae. The record is from the annotation of a GenBank genome assembly.
AUGGAAAGCAGAACCGUGUGUAACCAAAACUAUCUCCUGCUUGAAACGAUCGAACAUGGCUCUCGGGAACAGGCCAUUCAGUUCCUUUCUAGAAAACAUUCAACGUCUCCGGAUGAACUCAACAAAUCGCUUAUUUCGGCUUGUCGUCGUGGCUAUAAAAUCAUUGCACAACACCUUGUUCAGUGUGGGGCAAAUGUCAACUACAGGGACUCCAACGGGAACACGCCUUUGAUGGUUGCCGUAGAAAAGAGUCACAUUGAGGUAAUUAAGUAUCUUCUAACUUGUAACGUCGUCGAAAUCAAUGCUACUAACUGUGCGGGUAACACGGCUUUGAUUCUGUCUGUCUGUUCAUCUAGAUCCAAAGAUGUGACGAAACUUCUGCUGGGGCAAGCAAGAAUAGACAUUAACCAUCAGAAUAAAGAUGGCUACACGGCUAUCAUGCUGGCAGUUGAAGCCAGUGACAUAGAUACGGUAAAUCUGCUGCUUGAUGAGUAUUUCAAACUCGAUGUGUUGAAUAUUUAUGAGCAGGAGGAAAAUGGGAACUCGGAAAUUUCCGUGGAAUAUGUUACAGAAUGGAAAAUUUUGGAUGAAACUGUAAACUGCAAGGGGGAAAAUGCGCAAGAGGUUGCUGAAAAAUAUGGGAUUGGAAAUGUGUUUCAGCUGUUAAAAAAGUAUAAAAUUACUGGGUUGUCACCAUUAGAGCUUGCAAUGGAAGAGCGGGAUCUUAAAUCAUUUUGUUUGUUGUUGCAUUGUGAGUUGAUGUACACGACGGACAUGAAGAAGUGUGUCGACGAUGCUUUUACAGCCAUUUUCAAAUCGUAUUGCCUAAAAGGCGUGAAACAGUUUAAGGAGACUGAUCUGGCAAUGAUUCAAGCUUUGCUCAAAUGUGGAGCAGACGUCAACGCCAGCUGGUUUGAUGAUAAGUUCCUCUAUAGGCGCUUCCCUCUUCGCAAUCAGCGUUGCUACGGAAGACUAACAGACCCGCUGAUAACCGCCUCGAAGCUUGGCUUUUACAAUAUUGUUGAACUUUUGUUGGCAUAUAAAGCAGAAACAAACAGGUACGAAUUCGCGAAUUCUGCCCUGAACUUUGCUUUGAGCUGCGGCCAUAUUGACUGUGCCAAACUUCUUCUUCAACAUGGGGCAAAACUUGAUGUCCAUCAAGCAUUAGAGAUCGCAGUUGACCAGCAAGUUCCGAAGUAUUGCAACUUUUUAUUUGACAAUUACAAUCAGGAAAUUAUGCAUUAUUUCAUGGAAAACCUGCAGAUUCAAAACGAGUUACUCAUUUCAGCGGUAAAAGGCGGUAAUCUUGAGAUUAUUGGUAAGAUUUUGGAUACAGGGAUAGACAUCAACGAAACAAUCUUUCCUGGAGUCACUCCUCUAGCAGAGUCCAAGAAUGGAGAAGUUGCUCAGUUUCUCAUUGAUAGGGGAGUAGAUGUAAACCACGUCACCAGAGUUGGUUGUAAAAAGCAGACGCCCCUGAUUACAGUGUUCAUUGAGAGGUAUAAAUAUGACUGUUGCGCGGAGAAGGUGAUUCAGGUGUUGCUGGACAAUGGGGCCCAGGCAAAUGUUUCAGGCUGGGACGGAGAAACGCCGCUGAUAGUGGCAGCUCUUAGAGAAGGAAGUUGUAGAGUGCUUCAGCUUUUGUUGGAUCAUGGUGCUGAGCUGUGUGGCACUGAUGAAGAAGGCAACACUGCUCUCAUGCAUGCUGCACUUGAAGGCUGUUCUCAGAAUGUAUCAUUUCUGCUGCAGUGUUCUGAAGGAAAGUCAGAAUUUGUGAAUUUACAAAACCAUAAGGGUUUAACAGCUCUCAUGUGCGCCGUAACCAGUCGAAAUAUCACUAUGAUCAAAGAACUUAUCGCUCAGGGAGCAAACGUCAACAUCAAAGACGCCAAUGGAAACACUGCUUUACUGCACUCUCUGAACCAGUUUCCAGCCCCGGACGAUGUGAUCCCAAUUUUUCUGAUCCAAUCAGGAUGUGACGUCAACUGUCAGAACAGGGAUGGUCUCUCGCCUUUAAUGCUGGCAGCAAAAAACUGCUUCAAAGACACAAUCUCAGCUUUGCUUGACUCCGGAGCAGAAAUCAACGCUGUAAGCAAGAAAGAUCGCACAAAAACAGCACUAACACACCUAUCAAGCAUCACCGAACUCGGCUGCGACCUCACUAAAGAUCAUUUUGCAUGUAUGGACUAUCUACUCGACAGGGGAGCGAACGCAGCGUAUUUAAGCGCAGUUGCUUUCCACAAACUUAUUCACAGUGGCCAAGUUCUACUUAUUUCUAAACUGUUGUCUCGUGGAUUACCACCAGUUGAUAUUACACCCACACAAGCGCUUUUGGUUAGAAACGAACUGAAUAAUAUUACUUCACUCUCACCCGUUAGUUCAGCAUUGAUGGCUGGAAAUGUCUCGCUUGGCGUCUAUUUUAUGGAAAACCUCUAUCUGACCAGUUCUGAUAUUCCAGCGUUGACCGAUAGGCAUGCAUUGCGACUGUAUCUUGAGAGAAAGCAGUACGACGACUGCCUUACUUUCCUGAAUGACUUCCCAACGCACUCAGUAACGUUGUUCAACUUGUCGUUUGUGGCUGUGUCAUUGGCUGUAGGGACUUCCUCUAAUCGUGAGGUCAGGGUUAACAAAUUGCCGUUGCCCCAGGUUUUUAAAGACAAACUUCUCUUUAAGUCGCAGACCAUGGCAUCAACAACUCGACCAGCAAGUAACCAUACGUGGCCACACUAA